UACCGGACUCCCAUCUGGUAGCGGGCUAGGGCGUUGCUAGCGGCAGAAAGUGGGAUUUUUGGUACCUUUCCACAAGUUAUACUCUCCAACAAACAGCGUCUUUCGUCGGGGGAAAAAACGCGUUUAUGUUCGCCACAAGUUUCAAGCCCCUCUGGUUUUUGUUUUGUCGUGCUUUACAGAGGAGUUGUUGUUUUCUGUCCCGUUAGCUGGUCACAAAGCUAGCCUGCUUUCCAUCCACGGGAAUUCUGCUGAGAAACGACUGAAUUCUGAAAACAUGGAGUCAAGCAACGUAGCGCUGUGCUAACAGAGUCCACUGGAUUUUCUUUGCUCAAGAGGACUUUUUGAAGCACAGAACACGGAGACAGAUAUCAAGCCAGUGAAGGUUCAUGAGGUGGUGUACAUAUAUUUUUCGGUUGUUGGCCGGGUCAUUGUUGUGAACGGGAGUUUGCUUAUUUUGCACUCAAAACAAGAGCACACGAAGCAAAGUUUUUUUUUUGCUGAAAGAGCUCAUCUGUUUUGUUAGCUGGUAGCUGGCGAGAUUCAACGCAUGCCUGCUUGCUGUGAGAAAGACUUUUCCAAAACCAAUGUGCUAUUUAAAAAAUAUGAUAAUAUAACCUAUUUGAUUUUAAAUCCCGACGUCUACAACCUUAGCCACAGUUGUUUUGCUAAUUUGUAAAACGGUUGGUUUAAACUCGGUAUUGAGCGAUUUUCAUGGUCACGGGAGAGUUGCCCUUACAGCCACAGGCAGGCAUUUUUAGGAGCAGGGAAUACCAAAUGGGACUGCAGGAAUUUUCAGCAUCUUUAAAGAUCAUUUAGUCACCGAGGCCAUUCGGCCGACCAGGGGUGGUGGCGUACGGACCACAUCGCAGGGCCAAGGUGUCUGGUACAUUGGAUUGUUUACACGUUUCCUACCGGCGGAAAACUGGAUGUGAAUGCAAAGGGGCCAUACAAGGAGUUCAUACAUUCACCACAAGUUUUUUUCCCAGCUGGAGCUGUAUAUUUAUAAUUACUGGCAAUAUAUGGUUUAUUGCCGGGAAGGAGUAUUAUCUAACUACAGCUAAUACGAGCGAGGCCCCGAAUAAUUUUUAAGGUCUGCGCUGAAGAAUCCUUGCUGCUGUUUCGUUUGGACAAACAGUACUUGUUGACAGAUCACAUAGAUAGUAUUUUUAUUUAAUUUAGUCUUUGGACGUGCCUUGCAUCAACCUAACGCUCCCCCGAAGUGAGUUGAUCAUCAGUACAAUUCUCAAAAUCCUUGCUACUUCAGACGAAUGCCAGAGAAGUGCGCUCCGGGAAAUCGACUCACCAGACUCUGGAAAAUGUUAAUGGGAUAUAAUUUGCUGCAAAUCUAGAACCAGAAGCCCAAUGAGUGACACACAGUCCAGCUUCACUGACAGGUUUAACAAGAAAGCAAUCAGAACCAGCAGCAUUCUCAGUAAAGAUCCCCCCCCAGACAAGAGACCCAAAAGUGACAAAACUUCACUUCCCUCCAAUGAGUUUGACUCUACAGAAGCUCUGGUGGUGCAGAAGAGUGGCAACAGCAGUGUGCUAGCAGAGGGGAGGCCUGAGUCCUGCGGUCUGGUCCAGCGAUGUGUAAUCAUCCAGAAAGAUGAAAAUGGCUUUGGGCUCACUGUCAGUGGUGACAACCCAGUGUUUGUGCAACUUGUCAAAGAAGAUGGGGCUGCAAUGCGAGCUGGUGUUCAGACGGGAGACAGGAUCAUCAAGGUUAACGGGACCCUUGUUACACAUUCUAAUCACAUUGAAGUGGUGAAACUUAUAAAAUCGGGCUCAUAUGUAGCCCUCACAGUGUUGGGGCGUCCUCCAGGACUUGCCCAGAUCCCUUUGCCUGAAACAGAGCCUGACGUGUUGGGCGUGAGCAUAUCAUCUCCAAACUCCCCUGCAGUGGAACGCCCAUACAGUCCUCAAGACCGCCUCUCCUCCCCACAACCACCAUGGGAUGAAAAUAGCAGUAUCAGCAACCAGAAGGCUGACAUCUUGCAAAAGAUGCUCUCUAAGGAACAACAGGACCUGCAGGCCAUGAAGGAGGAGUACAGCAGGAACCCCUCCCCCAAACUACUGAAAGACAUCCAGGAAGCUAAAAAACACAUUCCUCAGCUGCAGGGUCAGCUCUUCAAGGCCACUGGAACAACACAGGAGGCUGUUUCAGGUGGUGACACAGAUGAUGGCGUAUUUCAGACUGAGCGCACAUUUGCCCCAAAAGGAGACAACAGCACAGAUCUGUAUUGUAGCAGCACACCUGUGUCUCGCAUAUUUGGACCCGGAUCUCCAGAGAGCCAGUAUCCAAGAGAGUCCUCCUUCCCCAGCCCAAAGAGCACACCCAGAAACAGCUUCAACUCCUGCCACUCCCCAGAGACAGAGGAUGCUACUGACCUGGACUCUCUGUCGCCCACCACAGUCAGCAGUCCCUCUUCUUCUCGCCUCGUCUCACAAAUCAUUGGAGCUGAAGACGACUAUUUUGGUUCAGACCAGGAGCAGACAAAUGGCCAGUGUAACAGCUUUAACAGUAUUGAGCAGCUCAAGUCUCGCCCCGCCCACCUCGCAGCUUUUCUGCAUCAUGUCAUCUCUCAGUUUGACCCUGCUCCUGUGCUGUGCUACCUCUACGCUGACCUCUAUAAGCAGACCAACUCCAAAGAGACCAGACGGGACCUCCACACCAUCUUCAUGGACAAGGCAGCAAAUUUAAAAGUUCCUGUUCCUGAAUCUGUUUCUGCUGAUAUCGAACGUCGGCGGCCAGAGCCAGUCCCAGAUGACAUACAAAGACAACAUGUGCAAACUCUGCAGGACUCUCUGCUCACAGAGAUUCAGAAAAAUCUUGAAGACUUCAGGCAAAAGAGAAGCAUGGGUCUAACAGUGGCAGAAGUGGAGCUAACCAGACUGGACCAAGAGAGAGUCAGAGACCGCGUCACUGUCGAGCGAGAACGUUCAUAUGCUGAAAAUAUCAUCAACAAAAUAGAUGACAUGCUGUUAACAACCACUCAAACCACAGAGGAGGAAAAAUGCACUACAAUACAGUAUGUCAUCGUUACAUACAUGAAGCACCUUGGUGUGAGGGUCAAGGAACCUCGUAGUCUGGAGUCCAAACGGGUUCGGAUCAGCUUUCUUCCUAAGAUUAAGAAAACCAUCAAGACAGAAAAGGAAGGAGAUGAGAAAGUUAAAAAAAGAUUUCCUAGUAUUCUUGGACCUCAGCGUCGUCCUAGUCGUAUUGAAUCUACAUCAGUGAGUAAAGCCCUGGACAGUCGUCCCCGGCCUCAGAAACAGCUGUCUCAGCCUACGCUGGGGACGAGCGAGCACGUGGAAGCCGGUCGUCUGAGAGUCAGCCAAUCUAGUGAAGGAUCUGAGCUCACAAACUCCCUGAUUGUCAACACCUCAUCUGCAAGCAGUUCCACCUACAGCUCUGAUGCUAACCGAGACAUCGACGCCGGUGGGACCCCAACAUUAGGCACCCCCAGGCUUAGUGAUGGCCUUCCAUCUGACCCUCUGGAUGGGUUGCCGUACCCUGCUUCACACUUGGACUUUUAUAGCUUGGACCUACUACAAGAGGAUGACAGAGAAAGUGACAGAGUUCAUGAGGGAACACCAAAAGCAAUGAGAAGACUUGAGGGGUUGGGGUCCGCUGAUGUCCAGAGUGAGGAUGACCAAGGGACAGACUCUGAGCAUGAUCCCCCAAACUGGCAGCAGCUGGUAGGACAAGAGGUCCUUGCAGGUCUCAGACCUCAUGAAAUCAAGAGACAGGAAGUUAUCAAUGAGCUGUUUUAUACAGAGCGUGCACAUGUGCGGAUGUUGAAGGUUUUGGACCACGUUUUCUAUCAGAAGCUUUCCAAAGAUGCAAUCCUUCCACCUGCUGACAUCAAGAACAUCUUCACCAACCUGGAAGAAGUUUUACAGCUGCAUGUUUCAAUACUUGAUCAAAUGACUGCAGUUCGGAAGAGAAACGAGUCUUCAGUGAUAGACCAGAUAGGAGAUGACUUGCUGUCAUGGUUCAGCGGUGGAGAGGAAGAGAAGAUCAAGCAGGCAGUGGCGACAUUUUGCAGUAACCAGCCUUUUGCUCUGGAGAUCAUCAAGACCAAGCAGAAGAAGGACUCUAGGUUCACUUCAUUCAUUCAGGAGGCAGAGAGUAACAGACUAUGUCGCAGACUGCAGCUUAAGGACAUCAUUCCUGUAGAGAUGCAGCGACUCACCAAGUACCCCUUACUACUAGACAACAUCGUCAAGUACACAGACAAUGCAGUGGAUAAAGAGAAAGUAAAACAGGCAGCAGACUGCUGUAGAAAGAUCCUCAGUCACGUCAACCAGGCUGUGAAGGAAUCUGAGGACAAACAGAGGUUAGAGGACUAUCAAAGAAGAUUGGACCUCUCCUCUCUAAAACAGACAGACAACCCCAUGAUCCUCGAGUUUAAGAACCUGGAUCUAACCAAGAGAACUAUGGUACAUGAGGGCCCACUGUCAUGGAAAGUGAAUAAGGACAAAACUAUUGAGUUGUACACACUCCUCCUGGAGGACAUUCUCGUUCUGCUACAGAAACAAGACGAGCGUCUGAUCCUGAAGUGUCAUUGUAAAAACCUGGCUGGCACCGCAGACACCAAACAUAUCUACAGUCCCAUCAUUAAACUCAACACUGUGCUUGUGCGUUCUGUGGCUACAGACAACAAGUCCUUUUUCGUUAUCUCUAUGUCAGACAAUGGUGCCCAGAUCUAUGAGCUAAUGGCUCCCACAGUUUCAGAUCAGAAAACGUGGCAGAAUCUAAUCUCCAUGAAAGCCGGUGCCAUCAAGGCCAAGCCUCACAGCGUCAUACCAUUACCUCAGACUGAUGGGGAAAGAGAUGGCGUGGAGAUCAUAACAGCAGGUGUUUCCAGGUUAAGUAGAGACCCAGACCGCACAUCCACUGGCAGCACUCAGUCCACAGAUAAAGAGAGCAGUCCAGCCUCUAGAAGUGCAUUGCAAAGCUCUAUACCUGGUAGUAAUCCAUUUGAGGAAGUGAAGGCAGAUGAAGAUGAGGAAGAAGGCAGCUUUGCAAACCCGGAGCUUCCUUACCAAGCAGUGGAUGACAGCAGAGGAGAUUCAUUUGAUUCAUUUCCCUCCAGGGCAGAUGAAGCACUGAAAACAUUGGCAGCAUUAAAGCAGGUGUUGGUGGCCCAGCUGAUGUCCCAAGAGCCAGCAGGGCUUACCAAGCGCACCACAGGGGCUAGACUCCUCAGGACCACCUCUUUGCGGACCCCAAUCGACAGCCGUUCAAAGGUGAUGGUUCACAACGGCUCAGAGAAGAGCAGCUCACAGAUGGAGGACCUGGCUCUGGACCUGGGGUCCGGCGACACUGGUUUCUUUGACUCACCUGAAGACUAUGGUUGUUUAGUCCUGGAGAGCUACGGUGGCCCAGGGGAGAGCAGCACAGAUGAUGAAAUCUUGGCAAAAACCACAGGAAAGCAGCUGAUCACCUCGCAAGGCUGUGCUGCUGAUUCUGGCAUCAAUUUGAGAUUUUCCUCAACAUCACAGGCUGGCAGCCUCUCCACUUUUAGCAGACAGGUGUUGUCUCACCUUAGAAAUCUUCAGACCAACCUCAGCUAUCUAAAGGAGGUUGAGGCCAAGUACAAUAAUCUGAUACGCCAAAGGCCCGAGAGGUCAGCAGCAGACUCCGAAGCAAACAAAGAUAAGAGAUAGUGUGGAAGUCAGUGCUGCAGCUUUUGGCUCUGGUCCCAAAGAGGAAGUGCCGACUUCUAGUCUGUCCCUACUUCUUGUGUCCUGGACUUUAUGGACGUCCUAUAAGCUUGUCCUCUCACUGCUGAGCCCUCUUUUCUUUUUCUUUUUUUCCAUCGCCUGCGGUCGACACAGAAAACGAGAGACUUGAGUGUGAGCAAACGUUUGAAGGGUUGGAUUCAUCUGUGUGAUGCUUUAUCCCCCUUCUCAGCACAAGGCAAUCAGGGAAGUGGAAUUGCCCCAGAACCUCAACCCCUUCUACCAUUGAACACCCAUUUCCCCUAAGCUCCCUGCAAGAAAGAGAACUUAUACCAAAAUGUACAAAGAUGUGUGUUUAGAAUAUAUAUAUAUGAAACACAAAACAAGAAAAGGAAAAUUUUAAGAUAAUGUAUUAUGAUUUUUUUUUUAAUCCCAAGAUGUAUUUAUUUCUUUUCUUUUAUUUUUUUUAAGUGUUUCCCACAUUGCUUGCAUGCUGUUGGCCAUGGUGUUAGCUUUUUGGCUGCUUAUCCUGCUUAACUCACAUGGUUAGUGUGAGUGCACGCUAGUAAACAAGCACCCUAGCGUUUAUUGAUGAAUGGCAGCACUAUAUUCAGACUGAUAGAGGCCAGAGUUGUGCUGGUGAUGGAUAGAUCCUAUUUUGUUAAUACUCUUGAAUAUUGUUCAAGCCUAGAAUUUCCGAUAAUUCUAGGUGUGGUGUUAACUAGAAUGAAGAGUCUCUAGGCUCUGAUCUGGUCCUGUUGCAUUUCUGUGCUGAAUCCUUUGUCGUCCUUCUGGCCGAGAGAGGUAUUUUGCCUCUCAUCUGCUCUUCUCUUCAUUUUGCUUGUGAUUCUCUCACCUUAUUUUCCCUGUGAACAUGUAGGGGUGUCAUCCCUCUCCUCUUCCAGGCAGUCCAGUGGCUUUCAUGCUUAUUUAUCGCCUCCUACACUCUAUAUGUCACGCUUCUUCAUCUGCUUCUGGUUAUCUCGCCCUGUUUCCCCUCUGCUACAAGGAGCGGUCCUGCUUUUUCUGUAUCAGCUUCUGACAAAAAAAUGCUGCUUCUUUCUGCUACUGUUGGCAAUGCUGAUCUGACUGCCUGAUAUUCUAAUAAUGUCAUGAAGUUCAACAUAUACUGUAAAAUGAUCAAGUUGAAAGGUUAUGCAUAACUUUAUGAAAUAAAUGGUGCCAUGAUGCGUUCAAAAA
Molecule: messenger RNA, 6888 nt
Organism: Melanotaenia boesemani (Boeseman's rainbowfish)
Lineage: Eukaryota; Metazoa; Chordata; Actinopteri; Atheriniformes; Melanotaeniidae
Gene: arhgef12a
Product: Rho guanine nucleotide exchange factor (GEF) 12a
Exons: 41
Coding region: 1363-5673 (1436 amino acids)
Biological process (GO): G protein-coupled receptor signaling pathway; intracellular signal transduction
Cellular component (GO): cytoplasm
Molecular function (GO): guanyl-nucleotide exchange factor activity; G protein-coupled receptor binding
Source: RefSeq, a predicted model, not a curated record